UGACGUCGCGGCACUUCCGUUGCUGUCAAGGGCACCGGGCUCUCUCAUGCUAGUUCACUAUCGGCGGCUAACAACCCACACGUGUGUUUCAACAGCUUUCAACUCUUCAAUUCUUCCAGAAACUUCCAUUUUUUUUAACGAUGGACGGGUUCGGUUCGGACUUCUCGGCGGCGGGCGGGGCUGGGGGCAAAGUGGACACCGGCACGAUAAUGGAGCAGGUGAAAGUCCAAAUAGCCGUGGCCAACGCACAGGAACUGCUGCAGAGAAUGACGGACAAAUGCUUCAAAAAGUGUAUAGGAAAACCCGGAAGCACACUGGACAACUCAGAGCAGAAGUGCAUCGCCAUGUGCAUGGACCGCUACAUGGACGCCUGGAACACGGUGUCCAGGACCUACAACUCCAGACUACAGCGGGAACGAGCUCGCAUGUGAACAGGCGGCCAUCUUGUCCUCCGUCCUCAUGCCCUUUGGUCAUCCUCAGAGGUGCGCCGACUCGGCAACUUUUUCUGACACGACCUGAGAACUGCAGCACAGCAGUGAACUCUUUUUUUUUUUUCUUUUUUUUUUAAGAAGUAAAUAUAUUUACUGUAUGAAGAAGUGUUGGUGGCAGUCAUUAGUAUCAAUACUUAUGUUUCUAGCCCUUUGAUAGGAAGUACUAGUGUGUUGAUGAAAGCAGACACAAUACUACUACCUACCCUGUACUACACCUCACAAUCUUGUAUAAAAAGUAAAUAAAUAGGAAUGAUGUCGUGCCACUGAAA
This is a messenger RNA of Nerophis lumbriciformis (worm pipefish), 760 nucleotides long. It is a transcript of the gene timm13, whose product is annotated as translocase of inner mitochondrial membrane 13 homolog (yeast). NCBI's taxonomy places the organism in Eukaryota, Metazoa, Chordata, Actinopteri, Syngnathiformes, Syngnathidae. The record is from RefSeq and is a predicted model, not a curated record.